CAGUUCUCCAUCUUCAAAUCUCCUUCAAGCCGUCAAAGGAAAUUACAAGUAUUUUGAUGAGUUGCUGCUAAAAAUGACUACUUUAUAUGGGUUGCUGCUAAAUUCUUCCGUUUUGGGUCAUAAAAAUGGAAACCCAAUGCUUUCGUUUCGAUAUCGAUUGUCUACUGAAGUCAAUUCUAGAGACUUGAUUGCUUGUAAUUUUGUACCAAAAUGGAAUUUAAGGUCAGAGAUCAAUUAUUCAAACAAGAGGCAGAUUCGACCUCGGUUUUCGAUGUCUAGGGGAGGAAGUUAUGGAUUAAAGUUUGAUGAUGAGAGUGAUGAGGACCCAUUUUGGGUGCAUUUUUCUAAGGAAACAAUCAGGGGUUUGAAGUCUUUGCUUGCUUUCCUUGCUCAACAACCUGAGCAGCUGAAGUACAUAGAAUGGCCGAGUUUUCAGGACACGCUACGAACUGCCACCCUCACCCUUGUACUUGUAGCUGCGCUUGUUGUUGCUUUGUCCUCAAUUGAUGCAGCUCUUUCUUAUGUGUUGGCUCUACUUCUGCGAAAACCUGCAUAAUGCAAACUGUUUUUGGGCUCAACUCUAGCUUAAUCACAAAGAAACACUAAACAUAUCUGUAGCGUUGACUAAUCUGUAGCUUGAUCACAUCAUUUCAUUUUUGUGAGGCUCAUCAUGAUAUAUUUAAAUUGUAUACAGUGUAGAGUACGGACUAGUGAACUAGGACAAAAGGCUUUGGUAAAAAGAAUGAUAGAAGUUAAGUCUUGUUUGCCUAUUAUUUUGAUUCGCCAUUAUUAUGCAAUUUGGUUUAAUAUCUUAUGGCACAUGAAGUGUGUAGUCUGUGUACUACCCUUAGUGCAGAAGUAUCAUUGAAUGAUGUGUUAAUGUUGUAUUACCUUCAAACCAACCUGUAUCUUCUA
Molecule: messenger RNA, 915 nt
Organism: Chenopodium quinoa (quinoa)
Lineage: Eukaryota; Viridiplantae; Streptophyta; Magnoliopsida; Caryophyllales; Amaranthaceae
Exons: 6
Coding region: 74-556 (160 amino acids)
Biological process (GO): protein targeting
Cellular component (GO): membrane
Source: RefSeq, a predicted model, not a curated record